Ornithodoros turicata is the source of this 1905-nucleotide messenger RNA. RefSeq lists its product as uncharacterized. The coding region runs from base 1 to 1905 and encodes 634 amino acids. The transcript has a single exon. Lineage: Eukaryota; Metazoa; Arthropoda; Arachnida; Ixodida; Argasidae. The record is from RefSeq and is a predicted model, not a curated record.
AUGACCAUUAUUUUUAUUCCUCUUCAUCCUCAGGAGCAACAUCCUGUCCAGUUCACGGACUACGAGAGACAAAAGAACAGCAAGAGACGAAAAAAGAAAGGGGACGUCGACGGUGCGCAAAGGAGUGCUGACUCGAACCAGGGUCCCCAUGGCAGCAAACAAGCGAGCCUGUGCCAGAUUGUGGAAAAUGCGUGCGACAAGAAGAUAACACAAGAAGCAUUUGACAAAGCUGUUACAGAACUGAUAGUCACUGACAUGAUGCCAACUGCAACAGUUGAGAGAACAGGAUUUGAGAACUUCUGCAGAACAGUGGCUCCUAGGUUGUCAAUUCCAAGUCGAAGAACAGUGGUGCGGCGCAUAACAGCAAUGUUCUAUGAAAAGAAAACGGAGAUAAUUGAGGAAAUCUCAAACGCACUGUGGGUGUCUUCAACAGCCGAUGUAUGGAGCUCUCAUCAUCGGGCAUAUAUGGGAGUAACAGUUCACUAUGUUGAUGCAGCUUCCCUCGAGAGAAAGGGUUUCGUGAUAGCAUGCCGACGAUUUAAGUAUGAGCACACUGCUGAAAGGAUUGCUGAAAUGCUUAUCGACAUCUACAAUGAAUUCAGUAUCAUGGAAAAGGUCAAGGACUGCGUCACUGACAACGCAGCAAAUUUUGCAAAGGCAUUUCGUAUGUUCAGCAGAGACUCUGCAACUUCUGAAGCCACUGUUGAGGAAAGUGACGAGGAUGAAGAAGAUAUCACCGACAUGUCUGAAUCAGUGGAAUGCGAAGAAAUUUUUGGAUUGCUGAACAGUGUUACUGACGACGAUGCUGGUUUGACUUCACUGCUUCCUCCGCAAAAGAGGUGUGCAAAUCAUUUACUCAACUUAGUCGCCUCGGUGGAUGCUCCCAAAGCAAGGUCAAAUCCGGCGUACAAGAGCGCACAUGACAGAGCGAUGGGAAAAGUGCAGGCCUUGUCAAAUGCGGUACAUCGGAGCACAAAGAUGUCCGAUAUUGUCCACAGGGUAACAGGAACAACAUUCAUCAACCCCACAUCUACAAGGUGGUCUUCGGAUUUUGAAGCUGUGAAACGCGUGCUGGACAUUGGGAUCGACAAAGUUAAACAGUGCAGCUCAGAAAUGAAACUGAAAGGUGAUUCAAUGACCGAGUCCGAUUUCUGUUUUCUCGAAGCGUACGUAAAGGUGAUGGCUCCAGUGGCUGCUGCAAUGAAAUUGCUUCAAGGGGAAAAGGACUGCUUCCUGGGGCAUGUGAUCCCAAUGGUCCUCGGAAUCAAAACCAAGCUAAGUGCCAUCUGUAAAGUAAAGUACAAAAUCGUUGUUCCCCUCAUAAAUGUUCUGCAAGUGAGUCUCGAUGAGAGAUUCCGAGACAUCCUGCAAAGUGAUGAAUACAAAAUUGCUACCGUGUUGGUACCAAGGUUCAAGAUGUCGUGCAUUUCGCAGUCUGGCGAACUUACUACAAAGGAAAAGGUCAUUGCAGCAAUCGAAGAGGUCCUCCGGAAGAGUGAACAAAUGAAUGACAAUGAGGGCAUGGACCUUGGAUUGGACACAGUGAGUCAGAGCUCAACAUUGGACAGCCAGGACGAUGACAAUUUGUUCAGUUUUGUGGACAACACAUGCAUGCAAGAUAUGCGUGUUGGAUCAACCACGCAUGACAAGAUUGUGUCAGAGUUUGAGUCGUACCUCUUGGACAAGCGAACAGAUACGAAAAUUUUGCACACCUACCCUUGUUUGAAAGCAUGUUUUGUCAAGUUUAACGCUUCACUGCCCAGUAGUGCAGUUGUUGAAAGGUUGUUUAGCUUAGCUGGCCAGAUAUUGACACCGAGAAGGUGCAGAAUUUCGGACACACUGUUCGAAAAGAUGGUGGUGCUGAGAUCACUGGCUUCGUCCGCUAAGAAUCUGAUUCAAGCGUAA